AUGUUCGCCCCAAGCCGAAGGAGGGUCCUUGAGGCCGUUGCCUCUUCCUCAUCUUCUUCCGUCGUCACACUCCCCGGCUUCCUCGUGCCCGCCUUCCAACAGACUGCCGGUGCCGCCGCCCGGCGCAACUUUUCCGCGACGACAACCCGCCCGUCCAAGCUUGGCCGCACCCCGCUCAGCAUCCCUCCUGGCGUCGAGAUCACCAUUGGCGAGCCCUUUGUCAAGCGCGACAUGACGCAGUGGAAGCAGCAGCCUAAGCGCAAGAUUACGGUGCAGGGCCCGUUGGGGCAACUCGAGAUGGACAUUCCCGACUUCAUCAAGAUCGACCACGACGCCGAGGCGAGGAGAGCGACUCUCAGCGUAGCAAACCGGGAUGAGAAGGAGCAGAGAGAGAUGUGGGGUAUGGCAAACACCUUCCUUGUCUUGGGGAAUGUGGAAAGUUACAGGCGGCCAGUCAGCUGA
Molecule: messenger RNA, 462 nt
Organism: Neurospora tetrasperma FGSC 2508
Lineage: Eukaryota; Fungi; Ascomycota; Sordariomycetes; Sordariales; Sordariaceae
Exons: 2
Coding region: 1-462 (153 amino acids)
Biological process (GO): translation
Cellular component (GO): ribosome
Molecular function (GO): rRNA binding; structural constituent of ribosome
Source: RefSeq, a predicted model, not a curated record